ACCAGACUGGAUAAUAGCGUUUUUUUUUUGUUGUUUUUUUUUACUGUGAUCUGAGUUAAAGAAGCACAAUUUAAGUACAUUGUUGUCACAUUUAAAUGCUGAUUUCAAGUAUGUUGUUUGAUAAUAAUAAAGACCAACCAUUCUGGAGAUUUCGGUUGCUGGGAGACCACUGCCAACAAAUCCGAACUGAAAGAUGUCGACUAGUUUCUCUGCAAACCAGUAUGAAAAUGCUUUCAAGUCGCAAAAACUACAGAACUGGACCGUACCAAAACAUUUUAAAGAGAGACCAUCGGCUGCAGAGGGGUACACUACAUUUAUAGCCACAGACCGUGGCCACCUUCUACCUGGUGUGAGAACAAAGCAUGGAAGUGCAUGGCCGUCAUUCCAGGGCACAUGGGAUUUACCACGACGCAUCCCUCCUGUACACAUAAACCCCACUGCCCGCUCACAGGAGGGCCAGGAUCGCCUCAGGACCUGGGGAUGGACAAAAUCAGCUACAAUCCAGGCUAAUGAAGCCCCCGCUGGCAGCCAGGCAUCAGUUAGAACCUCUCAAAAUGUGGAAAACAUAAAUGAGGACCAACCUGCUGAGGAAUCCAAAAUGUCUGCGAGUAACCCAGACCAAAAUGAAUCAGCGGUUGUCACAGAAAAGCCCAAUUUUCAGCAUAACCAAGCCGAGUCUAGAAUAACAAGCUCAACUGGUCAACAAGCCCAGUUAAAACCAGUAAACCUGGCUGAAAACCAGCAAGCCAGAACAGCCACCAGGCUCAGUCCAGACCGGCCACUCAGCACAGCCAAGCUGAGUUAAGACCACCAACCAGGAACAGCAGACCAGCAUCUCAGCAAGCACCUGUCAACCAAUAAUCAGAUCCACAGCAAUGAAAAGUCAUUAAAAUUAUUCAGUGAUUUAGCAUUACAUAUUGCUUUGAUAAUUUUUUCAAAAACAGUUUUACUUUACAGAAAUUUCUGUUGAUUUAUAACUGUGUUCAGCUUUCCCAUUCUUUGUUUGUGCAUAACAAUAACAAUGUGUGUGUGCUGGAACACAUUAACUGAAUUGAUUCAAUGAAGCUUAAAGCUGAUUAGUUUCACUAAAUGGCUUUUGUAAUGGAAUCUACUUAGAUUAAAUGCUGCCUGAAUGCAGGGUCAAGUAUCACACAAAAUUAUACAAUUUCAUUUUCAAAAUCCGCUGUUAUCUGUAUAACAUUAAUAUCCUUAAAAUGAUAAUGACAUCAGAGAUUUUCAAUAGUUUUGUCUUUAUUUGCUCAAUAAAUGCACUGACACACCUGCAGUCCUCCUAAAACACAGCUUCAGCUUGAUUCACUAGUCAUCGGUUCAUAUUUUUGGUGCUUGGAAGCAAAUUAGUCAUUUUAAACACCAGCAUACACUAAGUUUGUGGAACUGGGGGCGAGAUGUGGAGAUCCUGUAAGUCAAUCAAGGCCCAAAGACCACUCUCUGUUGAUGAACUUACAAUCAAAAAGUUACAUGGUCAGGUCACAAUGUUGUCUGUCUACAAUGUGUUUAUUCACAAGAUAACUGAAAAAUUGUACUUGCAUCUUAUCUAUGGCAGAUGGCAGCUUUAAAAACUUCCACCUGUGAGUCAAUUAGGGGUGACCUUUGGAAACAUCUUGUAAUCUCUGUUUAUACAGUAUAUAACAAAUCAACAGUCAUCAAUCUUGGUCCAAAUAAUACACAUUCAAAGCAAUAUAUUGUGUGGCCAAACAUAAAAAAUAAACACAAUCCUCAAACUCA
Myxocyprinus asiaticus (Chinese sucker) is the source of this 1746-nucleotide messenger RNA. It is a transcript of the gene cfap126, whose product is annotated as cilia and flagella associated protein 126. The transcript is spliced from 6 exons. Gene Ontology annotation, biological process: cilium organization. NCBI's taxonomy places the organism in Eukaryota, Metazoa, Chordata, Actinopteri, Cypriniformes, Catostomidae. Gene Ontology annotation, cellular component: ciliary basal body. The record is from RefSeq and is a predicted model, not a curated record. The coding region runs from base 194 to 805 and encodes 203 amino acids.